Molecule: messenger RNA, 843 nt
Organism: Poecilia reticulata (guppy)
Lineage: Eukaryota; Metazoa; Chordata; Actinopteri; Cyprinodontiformes; Poeciliidae
Gene: pebp1
Product: phosphatidylethanolamine binding protein 1
Biological process (GO): negative regulation of MAPK cascade
Source: RefSeq, a predicted model, not a curated record
AAUGCAGCACUCCUGGUAGUUUCUGCGCCCCUGCAGCAGCGGUCCAGUCAGCGCGGUCUGAAAACGGAAUAUAACGGGGACAAUGCCCGUGGAUCUGAGCAAGUGGUCCGGGCCUCUCGCCUUGCAGGAGGUGGAGGAAAAGCCUGCGAAGCCUUUGACUGUUAAAUAUGGCUCUCUGGAGAUCGACGAGCUCGGCAAAGUUCUCACUCCAACGCAGGUGCAGAAUCGACCCACCUCUAUUGAGUGGGACGGAUGUGACCCCAGUAAACUGUACACUUUAGCCCUGACUGAUCCAGACGCUCCCAGCAGGAAAGACCCCAAAUUUAGAGAGUGGCACCACUUUCUGGUGGUCAACAUGAAGGGGAAUGAUGUGUCCUCUGGCUGUGUCAUGUCUGACUAUGUGGGCUCUGGUCCUCCCAAGGGCACAGGUCUGCACAGGUACGUGUGGCUGGUGUAUGAGCAGCCGGGCAGCCUGUCCUGCUCCGAGGCCGUCCUCACCAAUCGUUCUGGAGACGGCCGUGGCAAAUUCAAGCUGCAAACUUUUAGAAAGAAGUACAAGCUGGGAGCCCCUGUGGCGGGUACCUGCUACCAGGCAGAGUGGGACAGUUAUGUGCCUAAACUUUACGAGCAGCUGGCUGGAAAAUAAGCAAGCAAAGACUGCAAGCAAGUGUGUUUAGUAGCAGAAAAAUCCCAUGGUGUUCCUCCACUGGAAAUGCUCUAUUCAUUUAAGAGAGAGAGCACAGUUUUGUGCCACUGUAAGAUUUUUUUUUAAAAUUGUUACAAGAAUGACUCCUCCUCAAAAUGAAGUCACCUGUUCUAACCUGCAAUAAACCAUUGAAUCAG